AUAACGCCGUCCUGACAUUACCUGCCUCUAGUUUUACUCCAGAUCCUGAGAGAGAGAGAGAGAGAGAGAGAGAGAGAGAGAUGCUCACCAUGCUGGGUCACGGUCGUGUCGGUCACAUGAUGUUGCUCCUCUGCGCUUUUUCUUUGUGGGCUGAAACUGUGAUGUGUGGCUCCAGCUUCCUCAGUCCAACCCAAAAACCACAGAAUCGUGGAGACCGAAAGCCACCUCGGGUGGGACGGAGGACUGCAGCUGAACUCGAGGCUCCUCUUCCUUCCGAGGAGAAGAUCAUGGUGAGCGCACCGUUCCAGCUGGCCGUGUCUCUCAGUGACGCGGAAUACGAGGAUUAUGGUCCUGUGCUACAGAGGAUGUUACUGGAUGUCCUGGGUGAUCCGCCUACUUUGG
Molecule: messenger RNA, 402 nt
Organism: Ictalurus punctatus (channel catfish)
Lineage: Eukaryota; Metazoa; Chordata; Actinopteri; Siluriformes; Ictaluridae
Gene: ghrl
Product: ghrelin/obestatin prepropeptide
Cellular component (GO): extracellular region
Molecular function (GO): growth hormone-releasing hormone activity
Source: RefSeq, marked provisional